Messenger RNA from Capsella rubella, 1457 nucleotides. Its product is annotated as cytochrome P450 81D1. Lineage: Eukaryota; Viridiplantae; Streptophyta; Magnoliopsida; Brassicales; Brassicaceae. The record is from RefSeq and is a predicted model, not a curated record. Gene Ontology annotation, cellular component: membrane. Gene Ontology annotation, molecular function: oxidoreductase activity, acting on paired donors, with incorporation or reduction of molecular oxygen, NAD(P)H as one donor, and incorporation of one atom of oxygen; heme binding; iron ion binding.
AUGUCGUUUGCCAACAUGCCUCCGACUACUGCAAUUGAAUACAUAUCUUACGACUACACGAUGCUUUGCGCAAGAGAUUCGUCGGAGGUUCGAAGAGAGGGAGUGAGAGCUCUGCUCCGGACGAUCCAUGCAGCAACAUCACGAGGAAACCACUCGGUAAGACUAGAACUCAGGCCGCUGCUUUCUACGUUUACGUUUACGUUUAACAUUAUGAUGGUUAUGGUCGCUGGAAAAAUAGAGCACGACGAGGAAGAUAAGAGAGUUCGAGAGCUAAUUCGGGAGGUGUUUGAUGUCACUGGUGUUACUUACGUCGGAGAUUUUCUUCCCAUUCUGAAGAUAUUUGAUUUCGAUGGAUACAUAAAGAGAAUGAAGAAAGUCUUUUUGAAACUGGAUAAAUUUUAUCAGGAUUUGGUCGAUGAGCAUCGGAGAAACAGAGGGAAAACAGAGUACGAGAAAACGAUGAUCGCUCAUUUGUCUCUCUCUCUCCAAGAUUUGGAACCUGACUAUUACACAGACGAUAACAUCAAAGGACUCAACUUGUUGCAGGUGAUGUUCCUGGUCGGAACGGACACAACGUCAGUCACGUUGGAGUGGGCUAUGGCUGAGCUUCUUAAUCAUCCAGAAGUGUUAAAGAAACUGAAAACGGAACUAAACGACGUUUCGAAAGAAUGGUGUGUGUUGGAGGAAUCAGAUACAUGCAAAUGUACGUAUCUCCAUAAUGUAGUUUAUCCGGCCGUAGCGUUACUUGUCCCACAUGCUUCAUCCGCAGACUGCAAAGUUGCUGGGUAUGACAUUCCACGCGGCACCUGGCUACUUGUCAAAGCGUGGGUAAUACAGAGAGACCCGAAGGUAUGGGAUGAGCCGGAGGCUUUCAAGCCGGAAAGGGUCGAAUCAGAGAACCAUCGUGGUAAGUUUCUGCCCUUUGGAAUAGGCAAAAGAGCAUGUCCAGGUAUGGGCCUAGCCCAACUUGUGGUGAGCUCCGCUUUAGGCUCAUUGAUCCAGUGUUUUGAUUGGGAGAGAGGUAACGUUGCUGUUGACAUGUCGGAAGGAAGGGGUCUUACCAUGCCCAAAGCUGUACCUUUAAUUGCCAAAUGCAAGUCUUUACCAAUCCUGGACAAAGUUGCUCUUUAACUGAAUCACAUUAUCUUCCACUCUGUACUACUACUUUUGCAAUGUUCCAAAAUACUGCAAUUUUUAUGGAUGACUAGUUUUCAUAGUUAAAAGAGAAAAUUUUAUUUAAUUUUCUUGCAUACUUUUAUAGAAAUUUUGAAUUUUGAUAUUUGUCUUCGUCUCUCCUCUAGGUCUCCAUUGUUUCGAGCUUUGGUCACUCGAUCUCCUCUAUACAUUUUCUUAAAACCCAAAAUUCUUAUGCCUAAUCCAAAGGAGAAAAAAACAGAGCAUUUUUUUUUCUUCUCCACUUAUCAUCCAUGACGAUUUUGAACAUUUACCUAAAAAAA